UGCCAUUUGGUUAGACUAUAUAUUGAGAAUUAUUGCUGACUGAAUGUUCUCUUUUUGGACAGGAAAGUAAAAGGUCCGGCUAGAUUUCUAUAUCUCAAAGGUUUUAUGGUAGCGUGGAUAAAAAAAAAACUGCACUAACAGCAUCAUGCUGUUACCGUGUGCCUUGGUUCUCUUGGGAAAUCACUGUGUGGCUCACACUGCUGUGUCAUUACUUUGAGCUUUCUUCCUCAAGUUUAGAUUCAAGGACACAAAGGUCAGAACUGCAAGCAGAGUUCUCCUGUCUCUGCCUUUGUGAGCAAGAGGCUGUAGCUCCUGUUCCACAGAUGCUCAAUGGUCCUCAUGAAGGAAAAAGAUUAUUUCCUUAAUGCUUCACCUACCUACAGUGUUUAUACCAUGUCGAGGUGUGGCCUGUUCCUCACCGUUAUCCCGAGCUCCAGACCCAAGACGCGCAAACCAUUGCCAGACUAAACACGGAGCUUAUGUGGGAGUCACCCAGGGGCAACCUAAGAAGAAUGCCAGGUCAUAGGGUGUGUCGAGGAGCGAUGGGGUGCCAGUGGUCCCUUGGCCCCUGAGCAGAUGGUCUGUAGGAAACUUAUUGACUAGAACAGAAGACUGAAGGGGAAGAGGGAGGGAGAGUUCAGACUUGGGCGUCAGUGGUUUGCAGCAAAAAGGAAGACUUGUCUUGUUGUUCUCCCAAAAACAGCCUCACAAUACUCCGGUUCAGCUCACAGCAGAAGGCAAACGUGUGUGUCUCUGGGUUUGUGUGUUGGCACGCCUUGAAGCCUUUUCAAUGUCGGAGCACUGCUCUGCGUGAAUAAACUGUGCAAAGAAAAGCAUCAGUAGUAGUGUUAAAAGAAAGCAGUCACUGUGACAAGUUCGACAAUCAGCUUUAUGCUGACUCCUGGUGUUGUCAGCAGCUGCUUUCUCUGUCUUAUACUCCAAGAAGGAACAUUGUUGAAGUCUCUCUCCAUUCAUGUGGAGGCACUUCUCGAAUCAUUUUACCUCCACUUUGCUCUGCUUUCUGGAUUCAUUGACAGAUGCUGAUAGAAGUCGAGGGUCUGGCGGUGUGUGCGUGCUGAGGGUUUUAAGCAGUGUAAACCAGAAAAGUGAAAUUUUUUCCACAUUCGGACCUAAAUGCCCAGAAUUGGACCAACCAGUAGUUAAUCACGCCUCCAUUAGUGCUACUGACUCGGCUUUGCCCAAGGUCCUUGUGAAUCAUGACCCCAGCUCAACAUGCAUGGCAAAGAUGGACACUUUUUUCUGUGUUCUUGGCAAAAAGCUCAAAAGUUGGAAUAGUUGCGUUCAGGGUCAGGAUCAGUGCUGUAUUCAAUUGUAUUCAAUGUCCUAUCCCUCUGGUUCACCCUGAAACUCGUGACGAGUGAAACAAGUGUUUGGUUAAUCCUCUGAUCAGCUCAGAGUUCAAGUUCAUUGCAGGCCGUCCAAGUUUCCACUGCACUUUCAACUGCUCCUUUUUUUUCACACUUAGUCUAAACAGUUUAAAUAAUGAGAGAAUAAUUCCUUUGUGUGGCUUCUUGUCAUGUUUAAUUUUCUUUGCAACAUUAGCCUGGAUCUCUGCCCUGCCCUCGAACCCCAGGAUCCUGUGCCACAUGUGCUUUACACUCAAAUCAUUUGAGUCCCAUGGAGUUUUCUACUCAGCUUCAUCUAUUAAACAAAUGCUUUUACAGAAGUCCAUUUACUCAGUCAGCCAAACACCAUAAUCUCACCUCACAGUCAAGGUUCAUCCAAGCAGGAGCUGAUAAACUCUUAAUUCUGCAGAUCACUUAAGCCUGAAGGUUAGGGCUUUUGGCAGCGGGCUGUUUACACUGUAACCUUAUACAUGCUGUACGUGUGCUUUGAGGCUUAGUAGAGUUAGCAGUAUCUGAAAACCUUCCUGGAGUGUGAGCUAAAUGCAUGUAGGUGGGUUGUAUUACACACACACAGGAGACAGUCACACUGCCUCUCAGAUGAUGCCCGGUGCCUCAGAGAGAGUGCUCCUCGGCCGUCUCUGGUUUUGGAUCUAACCCUGGACAAAUUUGGCUGUGACAAGUAAAAAAAGAUAGGAAAAGGGGAGCAAGCAAGUUAGAAUUCCAAGGUUUAAAAAUAAACACACGGUCAAACUGUAGCCGUAUUUCAAAAACUUUCCCAACUCUGAUCAAAGACGACGUCAUUUAGUUGUGGGGAGGUGGAAAAAUGUCUGACUAAUGUUUGGUUUGGAUGCCUGAUUGAGGAGAGCUAAAUUUGGGAGGUGGAGUGACAUUUUUAAACUGGUCAUACUACAGUGCCAGGGUGGCACUGAUCUACUGUGCUGUCUUGUUCCUUGGGACUGCUUGAAACUUAAUGGCUGCAUCUUGAGAGGAAAUAUUUAUUUGGCUGUAUCAUUUUUGCAAACUUGCCAAUAAGUUGUUUUCCAGACAUGGGAAAAUCUCCGACUACAUAAAAUGAGCCAGACGACGAAGGGAUGAGUUUAUUUUAAGCAAUGAGGCGGAGAGGACCGAGCGCAGGAGCUCCAAUCUGAGACGAGACUUUCAGACAGACAGAGAUGGGAAAUUCAGAGAGCCAGUACAGCAUCCAGGGGCCAAAAGGCGCCAGCAUCGUCUUCCCUGGGAAACAGAAGCCAUAUUCACUGAAACUCCGCUCAGCCAAAGAUGACGCCCUGUCACCACAUACAUGGUGGAAAAGUGCCCCAGUGGGCUCAGGGUACAAGGCCAGGUGUGUUGGCCGUGGUUGUUUGUCCCCUCCUAAAAGCCGACAGCCAUACUCCGCUCGGCACUAUGACUAUGUUUCCAAGGGAGCGAGAAGCAGUCCGAGUGAGCAUCGCUGGCAUCGCUCGCCUGGAUGUGGCAUACGAAAGCGUCACAUGUCAGAUGAGUAUGAAGAUAAUCCGUACGGGGCUGAGCUCGGUGGGAAUACCCAGGAUAGACACAGUGAUGAACAUGAGGUUUUAGAGGAGCAGAGCAGCCCGCGGGUGGUGAUCAAGAAGGAUGGUAGUCUCAGAGUGGAGUUCACCAACACUUCAGGAAAUCCUCUCCUCCUGAACGAGGCCACUGGCCCGGUACAACUGCUCAAGUUCUCCCCCAACCUUGAGUCUGCCUCCACUCCCAGUCUGCCUGGUUCCAGUGCUAGUGGGCUUGAUGGCCCCUGCAGUGGUCCUCCGCCGGCUUCUACCUCCUCCACUGCCAGGACCAGCAAGGGAAGCUCUCUGAGCUCUGAUGGUUCAUGGUAUGACUCCCCCUGGGGGCCCAGCACAGAGUUGUGUGAGCAGGAACAAUCCUGCUCUGCAAGCAGGACUCUAGUUCACUCGCCAAUCCACCAGCUUGACUCAUUUACUGAGCCAUGCCCCCCUGUGUCUAUCACAGACCUCUACAGGGAGCCCUCAAUGGCUGCUACCUUCCCCACAGCCAGAGACCUAUCCUCCCAGUUACAGGAUCCUCCACCAGGCCAGAGGGGACACCGAGCCUCCUUCGCAUCCGUCCUCGAUGCUCCCUUAGAGGAAGAAUGCCCCGAUGUCCGGCAGUACUCAUCAUACACCCUGCCCUGUCGCAGGCCCAAAGCACACACCAUGAGUGAGGAGUUGGACCGUUACCCUGACCAGGAACAACACCAGGAGCAAGAUGUGCCAGAUUUUGGCGCCCCCAAAAAAGACUCCAUCAGAAACCGCAUCAGACGCCUCAGUGACUGGACAGGCAGCCUCAGCCGCAAGAAGAGGAAGUCUCAGGGUUCAUUCAGGAAUCAUAUCGACAUGGAAUCUCGGUGCAAGGACUUGAGUGAUGCCUUUGACAGUGGAGUCGACGGCCUGACUGCAGACACCAGCUCCCCCUCCCAGGUCUCCAGCCUCCUCUGGUUCCCAGGAACGUCCGGGGCCCAAUCUUCAGGGGCCAUCCCCCAAACAACCAGCGAUGUCCUGCGCCAGAAUAUUUAUGAGAACUUCAUGAGGGAGCUGGACAUGGGCACAGGGCAGGGUGGAGGUGGAGGAGGCGAGAGAAGAGACCCGUCCACUGGCACCGAAGAGGGGGAGAGCAGCAGCGAGUCAGCAGAGGGCUCUCUGGAGGAGCUGGACCUGCUGUUUGAGAAGGAGCAGGGGGUGGUCAGGCGGGCCGGCUGGCUCUCUUUUAAACCCCUUGUCACGCUGCACAAGGACAGGAAGCUGGAGCUGGUGACCCGCCGCAAGUGGAAGCAGUACUGGGUGACCCUGAAAGGUUGUACGUUGCUGUUCUAUGAGACCUAUGGUAAAGGUUCUCCGGAGCAGGAGCUGUCGCCUCGCUACGCUCUCUUGGCCGAGGACAGCAUCGUCCAGGCCGUUCCUGAACAUCCAAAGAGGGAGAAUGUCUUCUGCCUUAGCAACUCAUACGGAGACGUAUACCUCUUUCAGGCCAGCAACCAGACCGACCUGGAGAACUGGGUGACAGCCAUUCACUCUGCCAGCGCCUCACUGCUGGCCAAGCGUCAGGGGAAGGAGGACACUGUGCGUCUGCUGCGCAGCCAGGUCCGAGGGCUGCUGCAAAAGAUCGACAUGGACGGAAAGAUGAAGAAGAUGGCCGAGCUGCAGCUGACUGUGGUCAACAACCCAAAGAACCGCAAAGCUAUUGAGAACCAGAUCCAGCAGUGGGAGCAGAAUCUUGAGCGGUUCAACAUGGAUCUCUUCAGGAUGCGCUGUUACCUUGCCAGCCUUCAGGGUGGGGAGCUGCCCAACCCAAAGAGCCUGCUAGCCAUCGCCAGCCGCCCUACCAAAACCACCCUGGGGCGCCUGGGGAUCUUCUCGGUCUCUUCCUUCCACGCACUGAUCUGUUCCCGAGAUGAGGCCACUCUGAGGAGGCGCUCCCUGUCCCUGACUUACAGACAGCACAAGAGAGGUCUCUUCUCUUCGCUCAAAGGUCUCGACAACCUCACGAAGAGAGGCCGGGACAAGAGGCCCUCUGCAUCACAGAUCUUUGAGGGCGACGCUGGAGGUCAAACUUACACACUGCCUCCCAGGAGCACCGAGAGGCUGGAUGUGCUGACCAGCAUUUACUCCAUGUCGCCCCCUGAGGUUGGUGCGUGGGACAGCAUCAGCGGUGCCACAGACGAGCUGACUGGCGUCUACAUGCCAGACGGCCUGACAGUGCAGGUUUCCGUCAGGAGAGACCAGACGGCCGCCGACCUGCUCUCUGCGGCCUGCAAGGUGAAACAGCUGGACCCGGCUCUGCACUGCCUCCGACUGCACCGGCGAGCGGGGCAGGACGCGGAGGUUCGAUGUGUGGCAUCCGGAGAGCUCGUCAGCGACAUGGUCAAUGAUCAGCUGGAGGUUUUCCCAGUUAAUGUGUUUACACUGCACAUGAGCAGGCCGAGCAGCACCGGAGACUUUGGUUUCGCAGUAACAGGACACAUAGACGCCCAAAAGAACAGUCGCAUCUUUGUCAGCGAGGUGCUUCCUGAUGGACUGGCCUUCAACGAAGGUUUGCGUCCAGGCGACGAGAUCUUGAUGCUGAACCGUCGGUGUGUGUCGGGUCUGGACCUGGCGUUGAUCCAGACGCUGUUUGCGGAACAAACUCUGCACCUGAGCCUGAGGCGGAAUGGGCCGCUGCCGCCAACUGUGGCCUGCACACAUCCAGCCCCUCCCACCAAAAUCGACCAGGAAGUCCGCGGCAAGCACCACCGAGCCAAGUCCUCCUCAGAUGUGUGCACUGCAGCUGACGGUGUUGCAUCCCUGUGUGUAGGACUGGAGAAUGGUCACUCCCACUGCGCACACAGGCCUGUUCAGCACAGCAAGAGCGUGGACACAGUGUGCACUCUCUACCAGUCCUUUCAGGAAGGCUCAGGUGCUGGAGGACUGAUGGAGGACGCCAAGGAGCCUCGGGUUAGGCAGGGAGGCGAGCUGGGGUCGGGUCCCGCGGGGGAGGCCACCCUGCUCAGACCUUGCCCCAGGCACAUGAGCGCCACUGAGAGGUUACGAAAGGUCAUCCAGGAGCUGGUGGACACAGAGAAGUCCUACGUGAAGGACCUGGCCUGUUUGUUUGAGAUCUACUUGAAACCCCUGCACAACAAGAGCUUCCUCACACUGGACGAGAUGGACAGUCUGUUCGGCAGCCUGCCCGAGAUGUUGGACUUCCAGAGGGUCUUCCUGCAGACGCUGGAGGAGCGGAUCGCCUCCUCGCCCGACUUCAGUACCCUGGAGACCCCCUCACAGUUUAAGAAGCUGCUGUUUUCUCUCGGGGGUUCGUUCCUCUACUACGCCGACCACUUCAAGCUCUACAGCGGCUUCUGUGCCAACCACAUCAAGGUCCAGAAGGUCCUGGAGAGAGCUAAGACAGAUCAGGCCUUCAAGGAAUUCCUGGAUGCGAGGAACCCCACCAAGCAGCACUCAUCCACCCUGGAGUCCUACCUGAUUAAACCGGUGCAGAGGGUGCUCAAGUACCCCCUGCUGCUCAGGGAGCUGGUCUCUCUCACUGACGUUGACAGCGAGGAGCACUACCACCUCAACGAGGCCCUGAAAGCCAUGGAGAAGGUGGCCAGCCACAUCAACGAGAUGCAGAAGAUCUACGAGGAUUACGGCUCCGUGUUUGAUCAGCUCGUUGCUGAGCACACCGGCCACGAUAAGGAGGUCACCGAGAUCUCGAUGGGCGAGUUUCUCAUGCAUUCCUCGGUGGUGUGGCUCAACCCGCAUCCGUCGCUGGGUCGCAUGAGAAAAGACCCCGAAAUGACCGUGUUUGUGUUCAAGAAAGCGGUGAUAUUGGUCUACAGGGAAAACAACAAGCUGAAAAAGAAGAUGGCCAACCCUCGUUCAGCACUUUCUCACGGAGAUUCCGACCCUUUUAAGUUCCGCUGGCUCAUCCCGCUCUCGGCGCUGCAAGUCAGAUUGGGAAAUACUGCAGGAACAGGCACAGAGAGCAGCUGCAUCUGGGAGCUGGUUCACUCCAGGUCUGAAGUGAAGGGCCGACCGGAGACCGUGUUCCAGCUGUGCAGCAGCGUGCUGGAGAGCAAGGUCAGCAUCAUCAAGGUGAUCCGCUCCAUCCUCAGGGAGAACGUGAGGAGGACCAUGAAGAGCGACGGGACGCUGGAGAGGAGCUGCAAGGAGCGUCUGGCCCCUCUGCGUGGCACCCUGCCCUCCUCCGCCAGGCUUGGUUCCUCCAGAGCUUCCUGGUUGUGUAAGCAGCCACUUGGAGAUCUCUCCACCCAUCCAGGACACUUGAAGCUGGGGCCAGACUCAGACGAGGGAAGCCUCAGCAGCGGAACCUGCAGUUUAUCCGGAGCUCCUCCCCCCCGCACCACCUCUGACUCACAUGUCCUCCCCGCCCAGCAGAACUGUUCUCAGACACUUGCAUCCAAAUCCCAAGCCCGCUCCGCCUCCGUCAAAGAGUCGGAUAUUUUGAGUGACGAGGAUGACGACGGCUUUAGCGAGGGGGCAACGAGGAUAGACAGCGGAGACAGCAGCUCCCCAAUGAGCACCAUCGAGGCCCAGUUCCUGCAGCUUGACCUCUCGGAGGACGCAAUGUCAAACUGUGCGCUGGCGCCCUGUGUUCAACCCGAGGGCAUCGGGGACACUCCGGAGACCCAACCCAAACUGAUGCGAGGACACUUCAGUGCCGUAAAGAGGAAACCCAACAGUUUCAGGAGGAGUCCUGCUGCACUGCUGAACAUGAAGGAGCACAGCAGGUCACUGGACGACCACACGGACGCAGCGUCAUCGCCAGGGAUGGUGGACCUCAACGCGCUGCUGGAGCGAGAGUUCAGCGUCCAGAGCCUGACGUCUGUCGUCAAUGAAGACUGUUUCUAUGACCCGGCUGAGAGCUGUGCCACUGACUCUGGAAAUGCCAUCUCCCCAUAGAGAGCGGCACUUACGAGACUAUGCUGUUCCCACGCCACAGGUUCGUGGUCGUUCGGUCCGAGUGGCUGACUCAAGGCCGUACACUGCAGUAGGGGAACCUCCUGUAAUUCAUCGCUUGCUCUAUAAGGCUGGAUGUGAAGCUGUGCCUCAGUUCAGAAGUCGGUUUAUAACAGACUCACACUGCCUGGAAGCUGCCACAGAGAGGUGAAACUAGGUGAUUUCUGUCCCAAUGAUGAUGACCGCAAGCACUGAUGCGUACCCACGGCCUCCUCGGCUCUCUGGUCUUCGCUGCCUCACCUCAAGCCGUCUGUGGGAUGCGCCCCUUCCAAGUUUGCCCCGCAGCUCAUGCCGAAGAAUCUGGGAAAACGUCCUUGGUCCCUCAGUCCCAAAAGCUGAAAGACGGGUCCACAAAAGUGCAGAUAUCUCUUCAGGAUCACGUCGGCUCUCUGGGACAGUUCUGGCACAUUCAGGAUUGAUGAAGUAUUUAGUUUUCACAGAACCAAAGACUGUAGGUCCACACUAACUCCAAAUAAUAUCUGUAAAAAAAUCCAAACGAAUGGAGACACUGAGCCACAGAGCUCGAGUCCCAGAUAAGGAGGGACAUUGACUUAAAUGAAGAGGAAGACAAAGCCUUUUUUUGCGGUAUUUUGUGCACUAAAGUACACUGUUUGCCUAUAUAAUUGAACUAUUUUUUAUUUGUACAGGUUUUUAAUGUUAUGACUGCUGUUAUUUUUAUUUAUUAAUAGGUUUGAUUAUGUAUAUCUUAGCAGGUUUUGGGUGAAGGCUUGAACAGUAAAGAUUUGGUCGACUCUUAUAAAUAAAAACAGUUUGGCGUUUAUACACUUCAUUUUAAAUGUAGCCUGCUGGAGAAUGUAAUUUCCAGUGAAUGCAUUUGAAUGUACGGACGCUUUGAGACAUGGCUGCUUCAUUGAUGAAUGAUUUGAACCGCAAAUAAUGUGUAAAACCCAACGUUUCUUUUUCAUGUUCAUGUCCUGUGUAUAUAUAUCAUCUUUUCUAUCCUCGACACAUUGACGUAUUCUCUCAUCCAAACUUGACACUGUACAGACGGGAAGUAAAGGCAGGAAUUUGCAAUAAAAGCAGCUGAUAUUGUUUGUAAGUCAUUGUUUGCCGUGGCAGAGUUCAGGUUGAGGUGCUACGCAAAAAGGCAAACCACUAAAACAACAACGCUCCUUACUUUCUCAGCUGCCAUGCCUUUAAUGCUAGGAUACCAAUGAAUGUGAAUGCCCCCCCUCGAUUCCGUUAUUUUAUGGAAUUGUUUUUUUAAAUAAAAGUUUUAUCUGUGAA
This is a messenger RNA of Hippoglossus stenolepis (Pacific halibut), 9106 nucleotides long. It is a transcript of the gene tiam2a, whose product is annotated as TIAM Rac1 associated GEF 2a. Gene Ontology annotation, cellular component: membrane; synapse. Bases 2540 to 7801 code for a protein of 1753 amino acids. The record is from RefSeq and is a predicted model, not a curated record. Gene Ontology annotation, biological process: small GTPase-mediated signal transduction; activation of GTPase activity; positive regulation of axonogenesis. Gene Ontology annotation, molecular function: guanyl-nucleotide exchange factor activity; protein binding. NCBI's taxonomy places the organism in Eukaryota, Metazoa, Chordata, Actinopteri, Pleuronectiformes, Pleuronectidae. The transcript is spliced from 28 exons.